Messenger RNA from Dacryopinax primogenitus, 2447 nucleotides. RefSeq lists its product as uncharacterized. The record is from RefSeq and is a predicted model, not a curated record. The annotation marks the transcript as partial. The transcript has a single exon. Lineage: Eukaryota; Fungi; Basidiomycota; Dacrymycetes; Dacrymycetales; Dacrymycetaceae.
AUGACCAUCCAGCUCUUGCCAGGGCAGUAUGACGAUCCCGCACUCAUGCUGUCCAAAGUGAGGGAAGCGAUGGCGCAUAUCCAGGGGAUGGUAGAGAGUGUCGCGCUUGCCCGCGCUGCCUCUCCGCUUCCUUCCCCUCCACAGGUUUCUCCUCUUCCAGGCCUGCUUCCUUUGACGACUACGCACCAGCCGCCAUUACGCACGUCUACACCUCAGAAUGUCACCCCGGAGCAGCUGACACAGUCAGUAUCCGAUACUACAAUUUCAAGCAUAGCGACGAUCACUCCAGCACCUCGCAAGCCUGCACCAUUAACCCUCACGCUUACUCCAAGCUCCCCGUCACCCCCCAGACCGAGUCCAGCGGCGCCGAAGCGGAGCAACGCCGACCCCUCUCUCCCCCGGCCUAGAAAGGCGAGCACAGGCCCGAAGGCUGGAGCGAGGGAUGGCCAAGUGUUGUUCCAGCGCGCUAUCUCCCCGAUUGCGCAGAGGCAGCGUGUGGACAGCCAGAGUGGUGGGACGCCUUUGUCACCUUCUGCAGUGGGUGCGCGAUCGCCGAGCGCUGCUUCAGCUGGAUUUGGCGCUCGUUCCCCCAGCUCAGCCUCCGUUGGGUUUUCCGCUCGCUCCCCUAGCGCAGCCUCUCUUUCAGGAAUUCGUUCCUCUAGCGCCGCAUCCAAGAGAGACGUACUCACCGAAGCGGAAAAACGCAUGCCGUGGCGCGAGCGGCUCGCACUGAGGCGGGAGAGGCAGGCGGAGCUCGGCGUGCGGGCAGGGUUUGUCGCUCCUGCUCCUGCUGGGACGUCUGGUAGACCGGCAGGUCCUAGAUCGGCUUCUGUUUCUGGUUAUGCGGAGCUGCGCAGAGCGGACAGGCCGGGCACUGAAACCGGCACAAGGCCGGGUACGGCGGGAGCUGUGGGAACGGCAGGUACAGCCGCAGGUGGGAGGCCAGGUCAUUCGCGCCAGGUUUCGGGAGCGUCGGAGUAUUUUUCCGUUAGGGGAAGGUCGCCGGAUUUGAGGGAGGAGGAUCUUCGCCCCGAUGAGCGGGAGCAUGAACCGUAUGGCGACGAACACGAGCAUGAUCCCCGCGACGAGCAUGAUGCUGAGCACGAGCUUGAUGCUGAAUACGAGCAGGACGAGGUCGAGGCAUACGCUGAUGCCGAAGACAGCAGGGAGGUGGAUCGUGAGCGGACGAUGAGGACUGCAGACUGGCUCGGUGCUGGGCCUGGCAGGCGGGCACUACGCGCUGCUGGGUUGCUGGAGGAGAACGACAAGGAGAGGAGGGAGGAGAAGGAAUCAUGUCCGCCUACGGCAGGUAGUAGAACGGCGAAACGCGGGAGGUAUACACCUUCGUCCUUAUCCUUCGGUUCCCAGGAUACGGCUACUCGGAGGCGUUCCGUACGUUCUGCCUCUGCUGCCUCAGCCGCUUCGGCAGCUUCGGGGACGACACCUAGCCUGGUGGUGGAUUCCCAUUCUCUUACCCCUACGACAGCGAGUGCGAGCGCUGCGACCCCCUCACCGUCCCCCUCCGCUUACGGGAUCAUGGAAGCGCCCGGGCUUGCGCAGGUGCUGGAGCUGCACAACCUGGAGAAAGGGGCUCUGCUGGGAGCGUUGAGGGAGAGUAAGGCGCGCGAGAGGGAGCGGGAGGAGGAAGUUCGGAGACUAGAAGCAGAACUUGGGGCUCUGAGGAGACGGAUCGACGAGCUCGAGUUGGUUGUUGCUAAGCAGGUUCAGCAGCAGCAGCGAAAGAAAACGAGGCUUCCGAUGCCGAAACAACGCGUAGCAAGUGCGGCAGCUUCAUUUGGUGAUCGUCCCCCCCGGCCUGCUGUAAAACGCAGCGGCUCUGUCACCACGCUGAAUGCGCCCCUCGUCCCCAUCUCCCCACCCAGUUCAGGGAGGUCACAUUCCACCGGGUCUGACUCGCCCACGCGCGUAUUCCGUCCCUUUCCCCUGGAGGACGAGGAAUUGGUCACCGCUACCCCUCGCAAGUCGUACGUGCCUUCCACGCCUCGCAAGUGGCAGGAACCUGCUACACCCCGGAUGCGGAACGCGAACGUGAACCCGCGAGACGAUGAGGAGGGGAGUGGGGGUGAGAGUGGAAGCGAGAGUGAGAGCGGGAGCUUGAGGCUCAAGACGGAGGAUGAGCGGCAUCUACAGGAGUUUGUGGAUGUUACGCUUGGACUGGGGAGUGAUGAUGAGAGUUUCUAUUGAUCGCUUGGAAGACAGACCUACGAUUGGGUCUAUUGUCUCGUUCUCCCCGGUGAGAGAAUGCAUUGUUCGGGGAUAUGCGUGUAUCUGGAUACCCGCUUUCUUGACGUUGGUGACGCGUAACGCUAACGCUGAGGACAUGGGUUAUGUUUAUGAGAUAUGGAUAUCGUAUGCUUGACAAGUUGUUGCCACGAGCAUGUAGGACAUGUUAUGCCACUGUCGUUACUCCUUCAAUAUCAGUUUUU